Molecule: messenger RNA, 3876 nt
Organism: Drosophila sechellia
Lineage: Eukaryota; Metazoa; Arthropoda; Insecta; Diptera; Drosophilidae
Gene: fog
Product: folded gastrulation
Exons: 5
Coding region: 875-2974 (699 amino acids)
Source: RefSeq, a predicted model, not a curated record
AACAACUGUGAACGUGAUCGGUAACGGUGCGUGUUUUCUCUUCCGCCUUACAGCGUCUCUUUGCGAAAAUAACUUAAAAGAAAUGAGUGGGAAAGAAAGCGGAUAAAAAUCACCAACAAUAGCAAAUGAAAAAAGAUAUUACAAUUGAUACCUUUUGAAAACGUUUUUUGUUUGUAGUUUUUGUUUUCUUUUUUCGUGUGUGCUAAAGUCUUUGUGAAUGAUAUGAUAAUACAUGUGAUACAGUUGCAGAAAUAAAAUAGAGAAAACAACAAAAUCGAAUAAAAAACAGUGUUGUCUUAAUGAGACUAACAAUAGUAAAUGUACAACUGCAGCGAAAAAUGAAAGGCAACCAGCGACGGGAAAACUUAAAGCAACUGAACAAGAUUUAGUAUCUUCUUACAAAAAAGUUUGAACUGGCUCCUACCAGCAAGCUAACCAACACACAUAUGCAUAAAAUAUAAAAUUCUUAAAAAACCAAACAAAAAAAAUAAACUCAACCGCCAUCAAAACGAAAUUCAAGUCGAGCCAAUUUGUGGUGUUUAGUAUUUAUUUAUAUGCUAAUUUAUUUUUACAACAACUUGGUAUUAACCCACAAUCAAACAAAAACAAAAGUCGGGGAAAGACAAAGAAGAAGCAACGAAAAGCAAAAGCAGCGCACCUUCUUCGGCGUCUUUGUUUUGGGAUAUAAAACAGCAAAAAAUUACCCCUGCUCACAACCAAAUCAUACAAACAAAGAAGAAUUAACAUUCUGCAAACAAACUGCAAUUUGGAGAGAUCUUUUUUUUACUGCGUCUCGACCAAUUCACAUGUUAUUUGGCUUUAUGUGGCCAGACUUGCGCUAGCCAGGAGUAAGCGAUCGAUCGGUCCCGAGAAGAUGUCUCCGCCCAAUUGUCUGCUGGCUGUUCUGGCGCUCACGGUUUUCUUAGGGGCCAACAACGCCCUGCCUAUCACUUCGCGCCCCAUUGAGGGGAACGUCCAGAGGAUGGUGUGGGAGGAUUGGGUGAACCUGGACCCAGAGCAGAGAAACCUAACCAAGGAGAAGAAGAUAACCGCCAAGUCGAUAUUCACGCUGCCGUUUCGCCACUGUCCGCAGGGUCACACGCUGUUCAACCAGCUUUGCAUCCCGCAGUCCAACAUUGAUCCCACGGAUCUGGUCAAACAGGAACUCAUCCUGGCCGGGGGUUCCAAUGGCAGUCCCCCACCGCCACCCAUUGGAGACUAUGACUACGGCGACGACGAGGAGAGCGAAGAAAUCGUGUACGAUCUUUCAGUCAUACCUAUAGCCAUGCAGGAUGGUUUACCGUCCAGCGUUGGCGCCGGGGAUCAAGCCCUGCCCAGCGAGGAUGCACCACUGAAAUUCAAUAUUUUUGAGAAGAAAUUCGCGACGGGCACGGGUGAGCCUGAGGAGCUGUCACUGCCGCCGGUCAUGGCUGCUGCAACAUAUGUCAAAAACAUCAGUAGCACAGCAGAAACAUCAACUAGCACCACGCCCACGUCAACGGCGACUGUUGCCCUACCGUUUGUUCCUUCGGGAGACGCCAGUAACCGCAUUCCCGGCGGCGAUUUGCUGGCGGCCCCCAGUGAUGCCUUCUCCACAUCGACAACACUUACCAUGCCGACCAGCAACACCACCACCACCAGCAACAAGGACAUCGGCCAAGUAGAGUCCAUUGUUUUGCCGGCGGAGCAGGAGCACGAUGGCCCUGUGCACCUGGUGAGCACUUCUCUUACCGACAAUGACAGUGAUGACUCCUCUACCGCAUUGAAUGAAUUUAACGCGGAGGCGGAUCUGGCACAACUGCUCAAGGUCGACGCCUUUUUGCCGGUCAACGAUGGCAGCAUUGAGUUGGUGCAGACACAUUUUAGUCAUCGCAAGGUGGCGCCGCCGUUAAGCGCAGACCAAGAUGUAAAAACCAAACACGAGGUUGAGGCUGCAGAGAAGGUAGGAGCGGAGCUGGAAGAGGAAGAGGAAGAGGGGGAGGUGACCGCUACGAACAUAUUAUCAAGUGAGGAAGACGAGUAUACCACAGAGACGGCAACAACCACAGGGGACUCAACGGUUGCGGAGGCGUCAAUGGAUACAUCGACUGCCACCUUCACCUCUGGCCAAUCAUCACCACAUCCGCCAGAAGAACCCGAGAUAGAUGAACGUGAAAAUCGCCUGGUCUUGAUAAAAUCGAAAGUGCAACCGGUUCAGUUAACGACAACAGCUUCGGCAACUGCAGCUGAUGUUGCUGAUUCAAGCUCCUCAACUGACCGGUUUCACUAUCAGCAUUUUGUCGAAGAUGAGGCCGCUAGCAGUACCACGACGGCAACACCAGAGCCCAGCAACAGCACUCCCGGCGAUCCGAUCGAGCAGUCCGCUAUGCCGGCUACCAGUGAAAUUGAUGUCCAACAGGAACUGCGGCUCAUCAACGAGCUGGUAAAGGGCAAGCAAGGAAAGCAGCAUCAGCCACAGAAACAAGAGCUUGAGCCAACCAGUACAGAAAUAACUUCAGCGUCAACAUCAACAACAACUGAGGAUGCCACCACCACAGCAGCAUACACAAAUUGGUCAAAGGUGAUGCCGCAAUUGGGACAGAGCACAUCUGAAACAGCAGCCACCACAGAGACAGUUGCAACAUCGAGCGGGGUUAAUGAAAGCAGCUUGACAGCAACGUCAGCAUCAACAGAAGUAAAAGAUUUAAGUAUUACUAAUCGUAGCUAUAGAAAUAGUAAAAUAAUUAGAGUAGAUCGCUUGGCCGAAGAGCCGGAAGGAAUUGUCGCAUCUGCAGCAAGUACGGAAUCAGCAGCAACCGCCGCCACACCUCCCAACAGCAGCAGCAACCCAGAUGGCUAUACGCCCUUCUGGUGGCUACCGAGUAUUGGGUGGCGUCUGGACCGCCAUCUGGAUGGGAAUGGCGAGGAUCAGUCGCUGUUGCUGCGGUUCUUCAGCACAUUUCGCGGCAGCAACACGGUAGCAACCACACGCUAAUAGCAACAUCAUCAGCAGCAGCAGCAACUCCUGGCUCUGGCUAGCGACUAGAGCCGCAGGAAGUAGCUGGGUGCCGUAUAGUCUAGUGCAGGAUAGUGUCGUGUUAGCAACAGCGUUUCAAUGGCGUGUUGAAGUUUGUUCACAGUUAUCUCACCUUAACAUUUUUCCCUUUUCUGAGUAAAUAUUUAUUGUCUUUUAAUGUUUUAAUCGAAUAUUACUUGUACAUAGCAUGUCCAAAACACACUACUUAACAUCAACUUUUGCAUAUUUUUUUUGCCUUGGCGUUAUAUAAUACCUUAUUUUUUUUGUGUUAUUGCAACUGCUUUCUUUUUUAAGUUGUUGAUUUAAUUUUAGGGCAAUUUUUUUUACAUUACAAUAGUUUUAUAUGUGAGUGCUGUUGUCGUUGUUGCGAGCCUUAGCAAUAUUUAAUUGUGAUUACUUAGGCAUAUGAAUUGAUCGUUAGACUUAGGCAAUCUUAUUUGUAUAUCCAGAAUCUUUUGAUGUAUCAUAUUUUACUAUUAUUAUUACCAUUGUAACUUAAUAUAUUCAUAUAUGUGCGUACAAUUUGAGCAUUUGUUGUAUAUUCAUUAGUGCAGAAACCUUUCAAAUCCAAGCAUUUUUGAAACAACACGUGUAUCUAUACUUAGAUAUGUAAGCGCAACAGUUCUGCUAACCAUUGUAAACACAAAUCGAAACUAAAGCCUAAAAAAUAGUGUAAUGCAUGUUUAUAUUUAUAGAAAAUGCGUUUCGAUCCAUUAACUCAAACAAAUCGAAUUGAAUCGAACGAAACGAAUCAGGCAACCAUCAUGUUUUUGUCAAUUGAAAUUCAACCAACAAAUUCAACCAAAGUUCAUAAGAAAAACAAAUGCAAGAAUGCAAUAAACCGUAUAUUUUCAUUGGCA